Heterocephalus glaber (naked mole-rat) is the source of this 1676-nucleotide messenger RNA. Its product is annotated as sulfotransferase 2A1. The record is from RefSeq and is a predicted model, not a curated record. Lineage: Eukaryota; Metazoa; Chordata; Mammalia; Rodentia; Bathyergidae. Gene Ontology annotation, molecular function: sulfotransferase activity.
AUUUCUUUCUGUGAUUCUGGAACAUUUGGUUCCCUGACCGGGAGCUGGGAAAGAAGUGGCCCUUUUGGGCAUCAGCCCAAACUCCACCCAAGUAAGCAGCUCUCCACCUCCUCAAGGGGAAUGGUGCACUCCUGCCACUAAUUUCCAGGUUCCCCAACAGGACACAGAGACCCGCCCACCAGUGGCAGAUAGCCCGAACCUGAGACAGAAGACAGCAGAAGGAGGGCUGCUGCUGUUGGUGUCUCAUCUAUCACUUUCCUUUUCUGGCAACUACCAAAAACUCCAGCAAAAGAUACAACUGGAACCCUAUCAUCUCUCUCAGAGUGUUCAUCAUCAUGUCAGAUGAGUAUCUGUGGUUCAAAGGGACACCUUUCCCUUCUGCCUAUAUUAAAAGUGAAACAAUACAGAAAGUACAUGACAAGAUCGUGUUUAAAGAUGAAGAUGUAUUAGCAGUUACUUACCCCAAAUCAGGAAGCACCUGGGUGGCUGUGAUUCUUGCCCUGAUUAAUUCCAAGGGCGACCCCAAGUGGAUCCAAACUGUGCCCAUCUUGGAGCAAUCACCUCUCAUAGAGUCAGAACCAGGAUAUGAAUUAAUAAAUGGAAAGGAGAGACCUCAGGUCAUCCGUUCUCACCUACCCUUCCACCUAAGUCCAAAGUCUCUCUUCAGUUCAAAGGUCAAGGUGAUUUAUGUCAUCAGAAAUCCCAGAGAUGUUCUUGUGUCUGGUUUUUAUUUCUGGAAUGCAAUUAAAGGUGCUAAAACAGCAAAGUCACUGGAACAAUAUUUUGAAUGGUUCAUCCAAGGAUAUGUGCCUUGGGGAUCAUGGUUUGAGCAUGUUCGUGGCUGGAUGUCCAUGAGAGAGAGAGAAAACUUCUUUGUAUUGAGUUAUGAAGAGCUCCAAAAGGACAUAAGAGGCACUACACAGAAAAUCUGUCAAUUCCUGGGGAAGAGUUUAGAACCAGAAGCUCUGGAUUUAGUUGCCAAGUAUAGCUCCUUCCAAAGCAUGAAAGAAAACAAGAUGUCCAAUUUUUCCAUGUUGCAUCAUGUUAUUCUGGAUCCAGACUUCUUAUUGACAAGAAAAGGCAUCUCUGGGGACUGGAAGAAUCACUUUACUGUAGCCCAGGCUGAAGCCUUUGAUAAAGUAUACCAGGAGAAGAUGUUGGGUUUCCCGUCAGGGCUGUUUCCAUGGGAAUAAUAUCCCAAAGUUUUGGAUAUUAAAUGAAUAUAGAUAUUUGUCCUCCUUUACAUGUGCAUAAAUUGGGGCAAGGUUCAUGGCAUAAACCUAUUAUUCUUUCCCUGAGAUUUAAAUGAUCAAAAUUUAAAAUCUUUUUUCACUUGAUUGUUUAAAAUAACCUGAAUACCCCUAUUCUGUUAGUGGAGUCACAGCUUUUAAUAAUUGUUUGUAAUAUUUCACGUACAUAGGUACAGAGAUAAUAUUACUAAAAUUGUAUCCAUGUUUUAAAGCAAGAAACAGAAUUCUAGAAGCAAUUAAUGCUGUUUUUCUUCAUAUCACAUGUAUCUUUUGAAUAUAUUAUUAUACUAACUUUUAAUAGUAUAGUUUCUAAUGUAUUUUCAGUAUUUUAUUCUGUGGUGUUUGAACAUAAGCAACAAUCUGUGGUAUCUAUGAAGGUCUUUGAAACUAAUAAAAAUGGCACAUAGCACAAUGCUUUCACCUUCU